Cuscuta campestris is the source of this 1183-nucleotide messenger RNA. Lineage: Eukaryota; Viridiplantae; Streptophyta; Magnoliopsida; Solanales; Convolvulaceae. The record is from the annotation of a GenBank genome assembly.
CUGGGUGUAGUGAUUUCCCAAUUCCCACUCGUUAACCCGUUUUUCCUUUUGGGCCAGAAACGACGAGCUUGAAGGAGAUCAUCUUUCUUCUCGUCUUCGCAUUCCUCCGGCUUUGGAGAUCCGAUUGAUCUAACUGAAAAUGUUUCUCACCAGAACGGAGUACGAUAGAGGUGUCAACACAUUCUCUCCUGAAGGUCGUCUGUUCCAAGUCGAAUAUGCUAUUGAAGCUAUCAAGCUGGGUUCGACUGCUAUAGGGAUAAAGACAAAGGAAGGAGUUGUUAUCGCUGUUGAGAAGCGCAUCACUUCCCCACUCCUGGAGCCAAGCAGUGUGGAGAAAAUUAUGGAAAUCGAUUCCCAUAUCGGGUGUGCAAUGAGUGGGUUAAUUGCUGAUGCAAGGACACUCAUAGAACAUGCUAGAGUGGAGACUCAGAACCAUAGAUUCUCAUAUGGUGAGCCUAUGACCGUCGAAUCAACUACACAAGCUCUCUGUGAUUUAGCCCUAAGGUUUGGUGAGGGCGAUGAAGAAUCAAUGUCUAGGCCAUUUGGGGUAUCUCUUCUCAUUGCUGGUCAUGAUGAGAAUGGUCCAAGCCUGUAUUACACGGACCCAUCUGGUACAUUCUGGCAAUGCAAUGCAAAAGCUAUAGGUUCGGGUUCUGAAGGUGCUGAUAGCUCUUUGCAGGAGCAGUAUAAUGAGGAACUCACUCUUAAAGAAGCUGAAACAAUAGCACUGUCCAUCCUCAAGCAAGUUAUGGAAGAGAAGGUGACACCCAACAAUGUGGACAUUGCAAGGGUAGCCCCAACUUACCAUUUGUACCCGGCAUCCGAGGUGGAGGAUGUCAUCAGUCGCUUGUAAGAGGAGAGAACUCCCACCCAUAUCAUCUCAAACUGUUGGACUCGCUCUGCUCCUCUGUCUGUUUCUUGGAAUUGCAAACGUUUCCAUCUGAACUGUGAAAUAUUGGUAAUUGCAUCUUUUUCCUGCAAUUUCCCUUGAGAUUUGUUCGAUUUCGGAUCCUCUUUUCUUUUUAUUGAUUGGGUUUGAUCCUUUUGACUCUAUUUAUUGAACACAUCUUACUUCCCCAAUGAGCUUUCCUCAUAUGUUUUUCUUUGUGACACGUGAAAGCACGUAAACUAGACAUCUGCUGUUCUCUAAACCAUGCCCUCAAUGGUAAACUUUAAGUAUUAG